This is a messenger RNA of Cuculus canorus (common cuckoo), 4138 nucleotides long. RefSeq names its product probable E3 ubiquitin-protein ligase HERC4. Gene Ontology annotation, molecular function: ubiquitin protein ligase activity. The record is from RefSeq and is a predicted model, not a curated record. Lineage: Eukaryota; Metazoa; Chordata; Aves; Cuculiformes; Cuculidae. Gene Ontology annotation, biological process: ubiquitin-dependent protein catabolic process; protein ubiquitination. The coding region runs from base 50 to 2962 and encodes 970 amino acids. The transcript is spliced from 22 exons.
GUGCUUUUUCUCCCGGUGCUGCUUCUCCCGGCGCUGCCUGGGAGCGGGAAUGGCUGCGGGGCGCCGGCGGCGGAACGGACGGGGCAGCACCGCCCGGGGCGCGGGAGAGCACACGCAGUCACAGAGGAAUGAGAAGGUGCAGUGUUCAAACCACGAUGAAACACAUAGGCUCAUUCUCUCUCCUAAUGGGGAGCUUUCUGAACACUGGGCUACAGCUUCUUCUGACUACUCUGAGAUGAGGCUGGUGAAAGAACUGGGAAACCAAGAUAUUGUUCAAAUAGCAUGUGGAGACCAGCACGCCAUGGCACUAUCCAGAGGAGGUGAGCUCUUCGCUUGGGGCCACAACACCUAUGGACAGCUUGGAGUGGGGUGCCAAACCACCAUACUCAUCCCGCAGCCACGGCUGGUGAAAAGACUAAAGGGCAUCUCACUUGCUCAAAUUGCUGCCGGGGGAGGUCACAGUGUCACCGUGUCACUCUCUGGAGCUGUGUACUCCUGGGGAAAGAACGAUUUUGGACAGCUGGGACUCGGAGACACAGUAGACAGGGACUGCCCAUCAUACAUUGGAGCUUUAGAGCACUGGAAGACUGUCUUUAUCUCAUGUGGGGCAGAUCAUACUGCAGUCCUCUCCAAAGAAGGGUUGGUGUGCACCUUUGGAGCAGGAGGGGCUGGCCAGCUUGGUCACAACUCUACACGGAAUGAACUCUUGCCUCGUGUGGUGGCCGAACUGUGGGGAGCAAGAGUUUCGCAGGUUGCCUGUGGCAGACAGCACACCCUGGUCUAUGUCCCUUUGUUGGACAAAGUCUAUUCAUUUGGUUCUGGUGAAGAAGAAAAGCUGGGAGAUGAGAGAAAGCCUAAUCAGUUGAUACCACUUCCCAUCAAGUCAACAGUCAAUACUGGAAAAUCCUAUUGGGAAAAAAACACAUCACGGAAGGCGAUUGAAAUUAUGGCAGUAGGAAACCGAAGUAUUGUCCUUCGCAAGAAGCAAAAGAUUUCCAAUUUGAAUGGUAUUGCCACACUGAAGGUUGAAGAUGUGAAUGCAUGGAUUUCUAAUUCCAGUUCCCAACACUGGGAGAAGGUAAAAAAGAAUAUCAGGCUGAUCUUUUCAUCUGAGGCUUGCAUCAAUGGAAGCUUCUUGGAGAAAAGAGACAAACAUUUCAAAACUUCCAAAGAAGUCUCGGGUGUAAACAUGUCAGAAGUGCAACGUUUUUAUGAGAAGAUCAGCAAGAAGCCACAAGUCUUCCAGGAGGUGCAAAAGGAGAUUGAGAAGUUACUGCCAUCACUGUCUUCCUCUCCCAUCUCACCUGAAAAUUUCAGAGUCUACUUGAUCUUGCCUGUUCUUCUGCAGGGAGAUGAUAACAGCUCUUACCGUUCUCUCAGGCUGCUAGCACAAGCCAUCAUGAAGCUCCAGCCAAAGGACCUGCAGACUCUUGAAUGCCUGUGGUCAAAUCUAGAAACAUCCUUUUUCACGGAGCUGGUCAUUCUAUAUCAGAGGGUUUCCCAGAAAAACCUGUCUCAAUUUAUCAUGGAAGUCUGUAGUUGUCAAAGAGAUCCCUUCGAACUGCACCCACAUGAAACAGACGCUCUGCAAAUACUGCAAAUUCUUCACCGGGUCAACUCCAGAACUGGUUUCAGAGUACAAGAAAACAACUUCUUUGUGCCUCAAGUGAAAGAGAUUAUCGGCUUGUGUUGGGUAUUUAAUGCAAAAGAAACAGCCCUAUGGAAGCUGACCAAAUAUCCAUGUAUCUUUAACAUGCAAGACAAGGCCAACGUUCUUUAUCUAGAACGGAAUUCUCUGUCCAGCCCUUCUAGUGAUGUAAGUAUGGCCAAUUUUUUUUACAAUUUAGAAGCGAUAAACACACUGCUAACAGACUGUUACUUCAAUCUUCAGAUACUCUUAAUACCGAUGGACCGGCAAUGCUGGAUUUUUCAAGUCAGAAGACAGUGUCUUCUGGAAGACAUAUGGAACAAUUUAAAUGGCGCAACAACCCAGCAAUUCAGGAUGGUCUUAAAGGUGUGUUUCGUGGGCGAGGCGGGAGUGGACGAUGGCGGGCCGUCCCGGGAACUCUUCAGCAUCGCCGCCAGGACCCUGUGCCAGCCCAGCAGCGGGGUGUUCCACCGCCACGCCGAGCUGGCAUGGUUCCCCAGCCAGCAGGUGCCAGGGGACAAGGACAUAUUCUCCCACAUGGGGACUCUGUGCGGGAUGGCGCUGUACAACGGCUGCGUUGUGCCCUUCCCCUUCCCCAGGGCUCUCUACAAGAAGCUGCUGGGGCUGGCACCCACCUUGGAAGACCUGGAGGAGCUGUUUCCUGCUGCAGGCCGGAAUCUUCGGGGAAUUUUGGAUGAAGAAUGUGAUCAUAUCCUUGAGAGCCUGGACAUGAAUUUCACGAUAAUGGAAGAAGAAGGUACCAUAGUUGAACUUAAAAAAAAUGGUGCCAACAUUCCUGUCACUAAGAAUAACAGGGAGGAAUUUGUUGACUUGUAUGUGAAUUAUGUGUUCAAUGAAUCUGUACGGAAGCCAUUUGAGGACUUUAUGCAAGGGUUUUUAAGAGGCUGUCCAGCUAGGAAGUGGAAGAUGUUUCUCCCCGUGGAGUUCCAGACGGUUCUUCAGGGACACACAGAAAUUGACUGGCACAUGCUGGAAAAGAACGUGGUGUACAGACAGUAUACGAAGUUAGAUCAAACCAUCAGGAAUUUUUGGACGGUGUUUCACAAGCUCCCAGAAGAAAAAAAGAAGAUGUUUCUUGCUUUUUUGUCAGGAUCUGAUCGAAUCCCUGGCUUUGGACUGGAGUAUUUUCAGAUUUUAAUUGCAGAUGCUGAAACAGAAAAUCCAGAUGAAGCCUAUCCUUUUGCCAAUACCUGCAGCCGUAUUUUGUUCCUCCCCAGAUACAGCAGUAAAAGAAUACUCAAGAAAAAGUUGCUGUAUGCCAUAGAGCAUAAUGAAAAUUUUGGCUUGCGCUGACUCUUGGUCAGAAGCAACUUCAAAGCACAAAUAAGAAAAUGAGUCUUUGUUUCACUUGCCAUGUUUUCCUAUUAAUAAUUCCAGUUUACUGGCUUCUACCCUGCCUUAUUUUUACUGCACUUUAUGAAUACUUGAGUGUCUGUAUUCACUGAGAUUUUAUAUUGGUUUUAAAAAUGAGCUGAGACCAGUUGCCUGGUUGUCAGAUUAUAAAGUUAGGAAAGAGGAAUCCUAUUUAACAUGCUUCCAAGAAGCAAGCUGAUAACCAAGUGUACUUACAGAUAGGUGCAUCCUGUCUGUGCUGUGUUAGUCUUGUUUAGUUGGUGAGCUUCCAGCAGCAGGGAUUCUGUGAUUUGUACAUUACCAAACAUACAGCCAGUAUAUGCUAAGCAGUUGUUGCACAAGGAAGUUAGGGCAAACUAUUAAUUAAGGAUUCUUUUGGGGAGCAACUAAUGCUAAGAAAACACGUUCUUGCAAACUCUGAACUGAAGGAACAUUCUAUGCUCACCUGAGUACAGUCUUUGACUUAUCUGACAAAAGUUCUUAAAAUGAGGAUUUGAUCACUCCUAGACUUUCUCAAAAGCCAUAUUUGUAGAGCAUUAAUGGUCUCAUUAUUUAGUGUGAUAACACUGUGAUAUUUGUCAUCUUUCUAUCUUCUAAGGAUGUUUGGCAAUUAAAUAAAACAUAAUUUUAGGCUUGCAGAACAGCUUUCUGUUUGGAACUCUGGACAGGAGGCUUGUGGGGCUGCCAGGCAGGAUGUAAAGGCAGAUGUGUAUUUUUCUGUAUAUUUUGCUUUGUGUAAAAAGAGAGAGGCAAUAAUCAUGAUUUGUCAGCAGUCUUCGUCUCUCUACUUUGGUGUAUUAAAUUGCCAGUGAACAUAGACGUAUAUAGAAUUUUACUGUGCUAAAUUAAAUGAUGAUAGAUUAAAUUUCCAUAUCUCUAGUUGUGUUCUUCCUUCAUUAUGUAGCUGCCUAUGCAUGCCUAUCUGUGUUUUCUGUCCUCAUCGGUAUGGGGAAGCCAUUCACAAGAGGAGUCAAAGGCUGAUGUGUAUUUCAAAUAGAUGCAUUGCGUAGGCUGAACAAGUCAAGGUCUUUCACUGUUGGUUCAGAAUAUAUUUUAGGUUAAUGUAAAACUUUUUACCUCCCAUUCUGUCUUGACUUUGUGUUGGGUAUCACAAGC